Molecule: messenger RNA, 1815 nt
Organism: Salvelinus sp. IW2-2015
Lineage: Eukaryota; Metazoa; Chordata; Actinopteri; Salmoniformes; Salmonidae
Product: homeobox protein Nkx-2.2a-like
Biological process (GO): cell differentiation; regulation of transcription by RNA polymerase II
Cellular component (GO): nucleus
Molecular function (GO): DNA-binding transcription factor activity, RNA polymerase II-specific; RNA polymerase II cis-regulatory region sequence-specific DNA binding
Source: RefSeq, a predicted model, not a curated record
AUAUUGACCUUAAAAGGAUUUCAUGAAUUAGCCUACCCAUAUUACACCCCCAAAAUUCACAUUUCGAUCUUUAGGGUAAUAAAAUACAUCUCAAAAUGAUGUUUUUGCUCUUAAAUAAAUAGUAUUUGUAUGAUGCUUUGAAGCAAUAUAUUGUAAUGGUUUGUAUGUAAUUUACAUGCACAAAUGUCCCUCCCCAUCUCGGUGAUUAACUGUCCCAUAAUACCAGUCAUCACAUUUCUGAAGAACCAAUGACAGAGAUUCGGAUGUCCCCGAACCCGAGAAAUUCACACCCACAGUCUUCAUCCACUUGACUCCAAGGACCCGCCUACACGCGUUUAGUCUUUCUCCGUUAUUCCGAUUCAUUUUCCAAUGCAGAUUCCGUGUUUCAACGAACAUUAUAUGGACCAAUCGGUCUGGUGAUAGCUUCCUUUAUGCCAGUGCUCCUAGUCCUGCUUUAUCCAUGAGCCUCUCCUCUCCAUCAACUCCUGCGCUCCUCCAUGACCAGCACAUUGGAGUCCUCGCGACGAGCCAACGGUGAACUCCUGCAUGCCGACUAAGUCUCCGUUUAGCUUAACCCAAAAGGACACAACCCUGAACAUCUUAAAACCUCAUCUAUAAAUACUGUACUCUUAGUCAGUUUUACUGGUUCAGAACAGUAGCAGGGGGAAAAACGAACACUUGUUUACAGUGCGCGUCACAUACUUUCUCACACCAUGUCGUUCAGCAACACAAAGACGGGCUUCUCUGUAAAAGACAUUCUGGAUCUCCCCGACACCAAUGGAGGUUCUGAAACGGAGGAGACUGAAGAUGAGAACGAGGUGGAAACGACUGAGACUUUGACGCAAAAUCCAUCUUCUGAAGACACUGGAAAUGUGCCUUACAAGAAGAGCCUUUUGUGUGAUGGUGGUGGUAAUCCCUACUCAAGAUGGCUUGCCUCCUCCAGCACCAUCCAAUAUUCAUUGCAUGGUUUGUCAGUUGAUUCUCGAAACGAACCAAAAUAUCCAGAGCUGUCCGCCGACGAAUCCCAAGAUAUCGACAGGGACGCCACAGGUGACAGCAGCGACUCGGGAAAGAAGAGGAAAAGGAGAGUGCUGUUUUCCAAAGCUCAAACCUACGAACUUGAGCGACGAUUCCGACAACAGAGAUAUCUCUCGGCGCCGGAGAGGGAGCGCCUUGCGAAUGCACUACUACUGACACCGACCCAGGUGAAGAUCUGGUUCCAGAAUCACCGGUAUAAAAUGAAGAGAGCACGCGCUGAGAAGGGUAUGGAGAUGGUUCAUCUCGUGUCCCCAAGACGGGUGGCCAUUCCGGUUUUGGUUCGGGAUGGAAAGCCAUGUGACACUAACAAAACUCAGGAUCUUGAGGCCUCAUUCAGGGCUGGAAUACCUCUGUCGGCGUAUAGCGCCUAUUCUCUCCAUCACAUGCAUAUGCGCUCUCACUACAGCCCCGACGCCAUCUCACAGCUGCCCAGUGUGCAUCAUAUGGCGCAAAUGUACCAAUGGACUUGGUAGACGAUGGAUACUCAAAAUAACUUUGAUUCAACAAAAAUACAAUCUAAAGAAAGGGAUUGAUAUUAUGAUCUAUAUUUUACCCACAUCAGAGCUGAUUAUUCUGUGGCCCAUGAGGUGUGGACAAUGUUAGGGUUCUUGAAAUGCCGUUCUUUUUAUAAUGUUUGCCAAAUGAAUGUUAUAAAGGAAUGUUAUUUCUGUUGUAAAGUGCGCAAAAUGCUCAUAUUAUUAAUUAAUUUAUGUUUUUGGGUGGACUGUGGAUUGAUCUUGAAUAUUUAUGGCCGUAAAUAAACCUCUGUCAGUUUGA